AUGGCGUCCGACACGCGGCCGGGCGUGCGCGACCGGGGCCUGUCGACCGCAGCGUCGAAGCUCAUGUUUCCGCCGCUGCACCAGGCAGACGAUCCACGCUUUCAUAACCCGAUUCUGCAGCAUCCGUUGCUGGACUGCGAGCAGCUCCCGAUUCCGACGCUCGACGGAGAAGUGGUGCAAGUGCCCGAGCACCUCUUACCCCUGUCGGAGGACCUCGAUACGGAUACGCUGCCGAUCGAGCAGCAUCCGUCCUAUCCGUUUGGCAAUCCCUUUUUUAUUCACCAUGCUCCGCAUACCCUGCAGCCCGCCGGCUCGUCGCAGCCCAAGCUCGAUCCACGCGUGCAUUCGAAGUUGUCGAUGCACACGCCGAGCGAUGCUGCGCGCGACGAUGCGCUGAGCUGCGUCGCGAGCGGCACGGCCAGUGCACAGGCCGCAGUCGAGGCCAAGCGCCGCGGCGCGGACGCGGACGCGGACGCUGCGGCCGGCCCCUCUUCGUAUACCCUGCAGCCGGACGGCUCGGUGGUGCUUGCGCCGCACUUGCAGAUGCGUGCGCAGGUCAUGACGGUGCCGCAGCCACCGACGUGGCCUUUCCGGCACUAUGGCCCCGGCCCCAGCGCGCGGCCCUAUGCGGCGCUCUUCCGCAGCGGCUGGCCCGGCGAGUCGGCGCCGGAAGUGAGCAUCUGGGCCGACUUUGCACUCGAGACGCUCGUCCCGCGCCCGCGCCCCGACUCGUACACGCUCCCCUCGUCGCUGCAGCAUCCCUACGCCCAAGGCGAACGCUCCGAGCGACGUGCGCGCCCGUCCGAGAUCCCUGCGGCGCUCGGCAUGGAGACCGCCGAGACGGACCACUUGUGGCUCGACGAUCCUACGGAUAUUUCCGGCUCGCUUUCGGACCACGGCCUGGACGAGGACGCGGCGAGCUGGACUGCGUCGGCGAUUGCGGCGAUGUGCAACACCGAGAUCGCGCAGCCCGACGAGCUCUUUUCCGAUGGCCUCGCGCCGAAACCGAGCCGCCUCUUUUCGCCGGCGCCCCGCGCGCGGCAGACGUCGUCGGCGUGGAUGCAGGAGGGCCAUGACUUUUGCCAUACACUCCUCUCGGUCUAUGCGCGCAAGCAGCGCAGUACACAGACCAAGCGGCGGCGCGAGCAUGCCGCGUCGCCGGGCGACGUGUACGAGUCGCGCAAAAAACACCGCAUCGACGGCGUGCCGCUCGCUAUGGAUCUCGGCCCGCCCACCGACGGCGACCGGUGGGUGUGGGGCGUGAGCGAUGCGCUCGAGCGGUAG
Malassezia japonica is the source of this 1284-nucleotide messenger RNA. RefSeq lists its product as uncharacterized. Bases 1 to 1284 code for a protein of 427 amino acids. The record is from RefSeq and is a predicted model, not a curated record. Lineage: Eukaryota; Fungi; Basidiomycota; Malasseziomycetes; Malasseziales; Malasseziaceae. The transcript has a single exon.